This is a messenger RNA of Exophiala xenobiotica, 2531 nucleotides long. RefSeq lists its product as uncharacterized. Gene Ontology annotation, cellular component: membrane. The coding region runs from base 233 to 2353 and encodes 706 amino acids. The record is from RefSeq and is a predicted model, not a curated record. The transcript has a single exon. Lineage: Eukaryota; Fungi; Ascomycota; Eurotiomycetes; Chaetothyriales; Herpotrichiellaceae.
UUCUAUGUCCCUCAAUUCGCGUUGAAUCUGUCAGCCUCCAGCCGUAUCGCAGAAUCCAUCUGUGGCUGACGAGGCUUUGCGCACUGCACCUUUUGUUGUUCACCGGUUGACGUAUAUUUUCAUCUCGAAUCGUGUUCACCGUGGUCAACGUACGCCUAUCAUCGACUCCUGUCUGCGCCAUGAUUCAAUCUACUUGGUGAGAGCGAUCAUCGACAGGCUCUAUGCAAUAACCAUGGCUAGUUCAGUUGGGUCCGACGUCUUCGCCCUCCUGGCCUUCCUGACCAUAUCAGUCGCCGUCCUCUUUCUUCUUCGACACUACCUACCGCUCCGAUCAACUCCCGCCUUUCUCCUCGUCCCUAUCUUUAUAUCGCUCGUUCUCCCCGCCAGCGCUAUUCUCCUUGUACCCAUCGACCUUGCCUCAAGCGCCCGAGAAAGCGCUCACGGCGGUAAAGGAAUAUGGCUACCUGAAAGAGCAGUGCUGGUGUCAUGGCGGAUAGUGUAUUGGUUGACCUUCAUCCUAACAUGGGUUGUCCUCCCUUUGUUGGGCGAAUACAUGGACGCCGGCUACCGCGACUACAAGUCUCGCAUGGUGUAUUCGCUACGUUCCAAUGGCCGUUACCAACUCAUUGUCCUGGCAUGCGCGAUUGCAGGCUUGAUCUACAUGAUCUUUUCCUACGGUUUCGACUUUACGGCAAUCCGAGCUCUCGUCAUGGCAUUGGCAUAUGUCUGGGGUCUCAUGCUGGCUAUUUACCUCAUGGGCCACGGUCUCGUCGCAAUUCCGAGAAAGAUGUUCCGCAAUGCAGAUAUUGCCGGUAGCCUGCGCCGUGUACAAGGCCAGGCACCAAAGGUCCACGAACGGCUCGAAGAUGCCAUUGUUGCGCUAGACGGUCUCGAAGCCCAAGUCAUGCAGCUCAACCAGAGGAAGACUGGAACAGCUCGCGACUUUCAAGAAUGGAUAGACGAGCUGGUUGACAUGACAGGUCACCCCGAGUCUCGCAUCUUUAGCAAUCCAACUACGAUGGAUGCCUCCGCCCAAGUCCCUGCCGUCGUUACCGAGCGAUACCUCGCAGACCUGACCAGACGUCUGGUCCGCGCCCGACACAGGCGAGCUCGUUAUAUUUUGGAAUGGGACAACAUUGUCCAAUCCGCCUCCGACAUGCAAACCAUCAUCGACUCCAAAGCCUCCAAGAAACUGGAUUUCGGCCGCUCACAGUCACGCUUCUCCCUCCUCACACCCUUCAUGCGAUACCACCUAUACGUACACGUCAUCCCAGCCCUGCGCGUUGCCCUCGGGGGUGUCUUCUCCCUAGCCUCCAUUGCAGUUAUAUGGUCCGAAAUCAUCAAGUUCCCGGCUCCGCACCUCUCCGCCGUGAGUCUGACGGUCAUCCACCACCCCAGCAACAAGAACUACCAAAUCGGCUUUGGCGGCCAACUCCUGGCAUCCUGCUGGAUCACAUACAUGUGCGCCUGCGCCUUGUCCAGCGUAAACGAUGUGCCGACAUGGAACCAGCGCGCCCUGGUCAGGCGUAACACCUACGCUGAAUCCGCAUGUUGGUACGCCGGGCAGAUCGCCAAACUCACUGUUCCGCUUGCCUAUAACUUCCUCACAUUCCUACCCCGGGACAUCCAAAAGUCGAGUACUUUCUACCAGUUCCUGGGCCGCCUGAUCAACCUGACGCCGCUGGGGACUUGGUUCGAUUACCUCUUCCCCAUAUUCAUACUCAUCCCCGUCUGCGCGACGCUGUUCAACCUGUACGGCCGCAUAAAGAGCGUGUGCGGGUUCGAUAUCAUCGAGGAUGAAGACGAAGAGGUCAAUCCGUCCGGCUUUGGGACCGGCGGGUGGCGCGAAGGUCGUGAUCUCAUUGCCCGAGACCUGCAGGGGAACAGAUCGACAACAACAACGCUGGGCUUGACUGAUUCGCCGCGACCGAAUUUCGAGAAUAACAACAGGCCUCCGCGAUCGAGACCAACACGCUGGGUUCCUCCUGCGGACCGCACGAGUACUCCUGCUGCCGCAGUGGGCACGAGCAGGCCAGGGACUCGACCAGCGCUGGACCCGGAGCCUGAGGACGAGGAGAAUUUCUUCACGCUCUUCGGGCGACGGGUCAAGAAUACGAUGGACACGAUUGAUACGCCCAGAUGGAUGCAGCCUGGCCGAACGAAUCCAGGAGGAGGGGGAGGGGGAGGAGGAGUGUUCAAGAGGCCGAAAUGGAUGGGCGGAUCGGCUGAUGAAUCGAUCCAUUCGGAUCCGGCUGGUCCAGGCCACAAUAGUAGAGGUGGUAAUACUGGCAGUGGAAGUAAUAUUCUCGGCUUGUUCGGGUCGAGGAGUGGUGAUGGACGGAUUCUGUUAUAAUAAAUACUGUACAGCGUGGUACGAUUGUACAUUGCUAGAGGAGAAAGUUGUAAAUUGUGAAUGCUACUGGCGCGCCCCAGAUAUCAACUCUCAGUCCCACAUGAGCAAUCCUGAUCGCCAUGUUCACCCUCUAUGGGGAUUAUAUACAUACUAUCGAAUCAUCAAUCGUAAGUGUUAU